AGCGCGCGGCUGCCGAGCUGCCGGGGGCCGGGGCGGCGGGGCAGGGGCAGCGCGGAGCCGCGGCGUUCUCGGUGGCAGCGCAGGUGUCAGGAGCCGCGUGCGGUCGAUGGCGACGCCGGGAGCCGCCGGGGGGUGACCGCCUCCUUCCUGCGCUGGCGGCGAGGCGAGCGCGGGGCCGCAGCUGCGGCAGCAGCGCCAUGUGCCAGCGCCGCCGCGAGGGACCGGGGAGCCGGCAGCUGCCACCCCCGCGGGGGCUGCGGGCACGGCGGGCGGGGAGCACCCCAAGGAUGGGGGCUUUGGGCUUUGCAGGUGCCGGGGCUGAGGGUGGUCGCAGCGCGGCUUUUGGUGGGAUUUGGGGUGCAGCGUGUCCCCAUCAGUCAGGAUGGCUGUGGGCAGGCUCCAGCAGCGGAGUUGGAGGCACGGGGGGGUAGAGGAAGGGCCCCCGCAGGCCAGGUGCUGUGGGGGGGCUGUCUCCCCCCGGGGACAUCCGGGUGGCAGCCCACUGUGGCGGGCUGUGUGACGCCAGAAGCGGAGGCGAGCCUCAUAUUUGGGCACGGAGCAGGUUAUUGGAGGCCGCGGCCCCGCAGCCGGGAGAUGAGGCCCUGAUAAAGGGUGCCCUGGUGCUGCUGCUGCCUCCGUUGGCUCGGGCGCUGCCCAGACAUCCCCUGGCUGCGCGGGGCUCGGCGCCGGGGCCAUGGGGCCGAUGGCGGCGCUGGGGCUGCUGGUGUGCGCGCAGCUGUGUGCGGGCUCCGGGGAGCUGCGUCUGGUGGGCGGCGGCGGGCGCUGUGCCGGGCGCGUGGAGGUGAAGCACGGCGGGGAGUGGGGCUCCGUCUGCGUCUACGACUUCGACUGGGAAGCCCAUUGGGCCAUCGUGGUGUGCCGGCAGCUGGGCUGUGGCCAGGUGGCCAAGGCGUCCACGUACGCCCCGUUCGGGCAGGGCACCGGGCGCAUCUGGCUCCAGCCCGUGUGCCGCGGCACCGAGGAGGCGCUGGAGAAGUGUCCGCACUUCGGGUGGGGACAGCACUUCUGCGGCCACGAGUCGGAUGCGGGGGUGACCUGCAGAGAUGCCGUGGAGCUGAGGCUGGCGGGCGGCGGCAGUCCCUGCGCCGGGAGGGUGGAAGUGAAGCUGCGGGGACGCUGGGGCUCGGUGGCAGAUGACUUCUGGGACAUGGAGGACGCCGAGGUGGUGUGCCAGCAUCUGGGCUGUGGCUCGGCUGCCGGUGCCUACUCUGCCUUCGAGAUCUUUGGUGCAGGGGAUGGGCCCAUCAAUCUGGCCAGGGUGGAAUGCAAAGGAAAUGAGUCCACUCUCUGGGACUGCGGGAUCCGUGGCUGGGGUCCCUAUUAUUUCGACCAUGAUUGGGACACUGCUGUUACUUGCCAAGGAUUUUCCCGGCUGGUCGGAGGUGAUGGAGCGUGUGCCGGGCGGCUGGAGGUACGUCAGGGCCGGGCCUGGGUGGGUGUCUGCGAGGAUCAGGUGGACAUGAAGGUGGCGCAGGUGGUUUGCCGGGAGCUGGGCUGUGGAGCGGCGCUCUCCAUCCCCGGCAGCGAGCGAUUUGGGGCAGGAUCGGGGCCGCUCUGGGACGGGGGCUUGCAGUGCAAUGGCACCGAGCCCCUCCUCAGCGCCUGUGCCCGGCAUCGGCCCCACAGCCAGGGCUGCAGCACCGGCCCUGCCAGCGUCAUCUGCUCCCCCUACACGGGCUUCCGGCUGGGCAACAGCAGCUCGGGAUGCACCGGGCGGGUGGAGGUGGCAGUGAGGGGGACGUGGGGCUCCGUGUGUGCCAGCGAGUGGGAGCUGGCCGAUGCGCACGUCCUGUGCCGCCACCUGGGCUGCGGCCGCGCCUUCACCGUGCCCCCGGGAGGCUCCUUUGGCAGCGGGGACGGGCCACUGCGGCCGGACGCCUUCGGCUGCAGCGGGAGCGAGCGGCACCCGGGCGAGUGCCCCGUGGCCGUGCUGGGGAAGCCCCCCUGUGCCCCCGGAAACGCCGCUGCCGUCAACUGCUCAGGUGUGUACGGCACCUGCGGGAGGUGCUUUAAGGGCUAUUGGGACCCCCUAAGAAUUGGGAGCAGAGGAUGCAGGGAUGUUGGAGUGAAGCAUGGUCUGAGCCAGGUGCCACAGCCCCAUGCUUCUGCUGGUGAUUUUGCAGGUGUUGGUGGCUACGUCGAGUCCCUGCGGCUGGUGGAGGGUCAGAGCUUUUGCGAUGGGCGGCUGGAGGAGACCAUAACCAGCCCGGCAUGGCGCCGUGUGCCUGUGGAGCAGUGGAACUCAUGGGAUGUCCACAUGGUUUGUGCAGUGCUGGGCUGUGGCGUUCCCAAGGACGUUAACACCUCCUUGGGUACGGCCACUGUCGUGAGCAGCAGCCCCAGCGAGAUGGACAUCAUGACUGAAGAGACGGACAUUUUGGACGUGGGUUCUGCGCUGACCAGCAGCCGUGAGAAGAUGGAUGAUGUAGUGGAGAACAUGGACGAUGUCUCAGGGAUGGGCCCUGCACCAACCAGCAGCCCUGAGGGGAUGGUCAUCGUCUGCUCAGGCAGCCGGCGGGUGAGGCUGGUGGGGAGCUCUGGGCGCUGCGCCGGGCGCGUGGAGGUCUAUUCCGGUGGCACGUGGAGCGCCGUCUGCCAGGAAGGCUGGGAGCUGCGGGACGCCGCCGUUGUCUGCCGGGAGCUGGGCUGUGGCACGGCGCUGGAGGCACCGAGCUCGGCGCGCUUCGGUGCCGGCCCGGGGCCGCUGUGGCCGUACAUCCCUGCCUGCUCCGGGAGCGAGGAGUCUCUCUGGGAAUGCGGGCGUUCGGAAGGGCGCGAGUGCGGGCGUGGCGGCGGGGCAGGGGCCGUCUGCUCAGAGCAGCUCUCCGUGCGGCUGGCGGGCGGCCGCGGGCGCUGCCGCGGGUUCCUGGAGGUGUCCCACAACGGCACCUGGGGCCGCGUGUGCGCCGACGGCACCAGCCCCGGCACCGCCAACACCGUCUGCCAACAGCUGGGCUGUGGGCCCCGGGGCUGGCUGUCGGCCGUCCCCGCCCAGCAGCCGGCCCCCGCCUGGCUGGCCUGGGUGGGCUGUGAGGACGGGGCCCGCUCGCUCUGGGGGUGCCCCUCGGCACCCUGGAAUCUGCAGAGCUGCGGCCCAGGCGGGGACGCCCACGUGGCUUGUGAUGGGGACAGUGAUGGCAUCGCUGAGACGGACACUACCCCGCAUCCCGACGGUGCCACGAGCACAGGUGUCCGUGGCAGCACAGCCGCAGCGGUGACCGCGGGGACUGUGCCUGUGCCAACUGUCCUGUGCGUGGUGCUGGGGACGCUGCUGUGCGUGGCCCUGGGCGCCCUGGCCGUGCUGCUGUGCCGUGCCCGCGCCUGGCGCCGAGGCCCUGGCAGAGCUGCAGAUGCCGUCUCCAACGCUGUCUACGAGGAGCUGGACUACACCGCGAUGCCGGAGUACCAGGAGGUGCCCAGUCGCCCGGGUUCCCUGUCAGAGGGGUCGGUGAAGAAGCUGCCCUAUUACACCGGCGACAGCGUGGAGGGGAGUGACACCGAGGCAAGCCCAGAGCCCCCUGCCCGGCCCGAGCACGGAACCCCGGAUGGCUACGACGAUGCCCUGGGUGUGCCACAGGAGCCCCCUGCUCCCAGCACUGGGGACAUCUCCGAGGGCGUGGCACAGAGGAGGUGGAUCUGUGUCCUCCCCACAGGUGGGAUCUACUCCCCUCCGAGUGCCCCAGGAGCCACCAGGACCCCCUCGGAACAGCCGCCGGUGCACACAGACUAUGAUGAUAUGGCAGAUGGGAUGCCGCAGCUGCUGGCAGAGCUGCAGGAUGCCGUGGGCUCCCAGCUCGUUGUCCCUCAGGUCCAGGCAGGUGAGACGGGGCCCCUGCAGCAGCCGCGCGGCCAGCGCUGGGCACAGCAGGCGCCCGACAGCCGGCAGCUGCCCAGCCUGUGGGGCCGAGGGAAACAGGGAAGGAGCGCUUUGGCCUCGGCUCGCAGCCACCCAGCCGCACACCGCCCUCCGCUUCGGGUGCCCGCACCCACCGGCCCCGCUUUGGGCUCCGUGCCGUGCGUGCGUCUCUCAGCGGAGCAGGUCCGGGCCACUGCCCGGUGCCGCAGUGCCCGGCAGCGCGGAGGGACGGGGCAGGGCAGCUCCUCCGUGCCGCCGCCGCCGCGCAGCGAGGGACCGCGGGACGUUCUGCUGGGACCCUCUCUAGAGGCACCAGCUCGGGCUGUUUCUGUGUUGCUGCGCCUGCGGGAAGUGGAUUUAUCGAGGGAGACACCUGCGACUGUGUUCCGCGAGGUCUGGGUGUGGGAGUGUGUGUUUGGGGAGGCAGCGGGGCCGGCGCGGGUCACUGGAGCCGCGGCUGUGAAGGGGCGGCGGCGCCAGCAGCGAGAGUGGAUUCCUGCGCUGGGAGCGUGCUGGCAGAGCCUGGUGAAUGGCUCCGGGGAGCUGCGUCUGGUGGGCGGCGGCGGGCGCUGUGCCGGGCGCGUGGAGGUGAAGCACGGCGGGGAGUGGGGCUCCGUCUGCGUCUUCGACUUCGACUGGGAAGCCCAUUGGGCCAUCGUGGUGUGCCGGCAGCUGGGCUGUGGCCGGGUGGCCAAGGCGUCCACGUACGCCCCGUUCGGGCAGGGCACCGGGCGCAUCUGGCUCCAGCCCUUCUUCUGCCGCGGCACCGAGGAGGCGCUGGAGGAGUGUCCGCACUUCGGAUGGGGACAGCACUUCUGCGGCCACGAGUCGGAUGCGGGGGUGACCUGCAGAGAUGCCGUGGAGCUGAGGCUGGCGGGCGGCGGCAGUCCCUGCGCCGGGAGGGUGGAAGUGAAGCUGCGGGGACGCUGGGGCUCGGUGGGAGAUGACUUCUGGGACAUGGAGGACGCCGAGGUGGUGUGCCAGCAUCUGGGCUGUGGCUCGGCUGCCGGUGCCUACUCUGCCCUGGAGCGCUUUGGUGCAGGGGAUGGGCCCAUCAAUCUGGCCCGGGUGGACUGCAAAGGAAAUGAGUCCACUCUCUGGGACUGCGGGAUCCGUGGCUGGGGUCCCUAUUAUUUCGACCAUGAUUGGGACACUGCUGUUACUUGCCAAGGAUUUUCCCGGCUGGUCGGAGGUGAUGGAGCGUGUGCCGGGCGGCUGGAGGUACAUCAGGGCCGGGCCUGGGUGGGUGUCUGCGAGGAUCAGGUGGACAUGAAGGUGGCGCAGGUGGUUUGCCGGGAGCUGGGCUGUGGAGCGGCGCUCUCCAUCCCCGGCAGCGAGCGAUUUGGGGCAGGAUCGGGGCCGCUCUGGGACGGGGGCUUGCAGUGCAAUGGCACCGAGCCCCUCCUCAGCGCCUGUGCCCGGCAUCGGCCCCACAGCCAGGGCUGCAGCACCGGCCCUGCCAGCGUCAUCUGCUCCCCCUACACGGGCUUCCGGCUGGGCAACAGCAGCUCGGGAUGCACCGGGCGGGUGGAGGUGGCAGUGAGGGGGACGUGGGGCUCCGUGUGCGCCAGCGAGUGGGAGCUGGCCGAUGCGCACGUCCUGUGCCGCCACCUGGGCUGCGGCCGCGCCUUCACCGUGCCCCCGGGAGGCUCCUUUGGCAGCGGGGACGGGCCACUGCGGCCGGACGCCUUCGGCUGCAGCGGGAGCGAGCGGCACCCGGGCGAGUGCCCCGUGGCCGUGCUGGGGAAGCCCCCCUGUGCCCCCGGAAACGCCGCUGCCGUCAACUGCUCAGGUGUUGGUGGCUUCGUCGAGUCCCUGCGGCUGGUGGAGGGUCAGAGCUUGUGCGAUGGGCGGCUGGAGGAGACCAUAACCAGCCUGGCAUGGCGCCGUGUGCCUGUGGAGCAGUGGAACUCAUGGGAUGUCCACAUGGUUUGCGCAGUGCUGGGCUGUGGUGUUCCCAUGGACGUUUACAUCUCCUUGGGUACGGUCACUGUUGGGGGCGGCAGCAGCCCCAGCGAAAUGGACAUCAUGACUGAAGAGAUGGACAUUUUGGACGUGGGUUCUGCGCUGACCAGCAGCGGUGAGAAAAUUGAUGAGGAGAUGGAAUAUGUCACAGGGACAGGCCUUGCAACAACAAGACGCCAUGAGAAGAUGGGUGAGGAGCUGGAGAACAUGGAUGAUGUCUCAGGGAUGGGCCCUGCAUCAAUCACCAGGCCUGAGGAGUUGGUCAUUGUCUGCUCAGGCAGCCGGCGGGUGAGGCUGGUGGGGAGCUCUGGGCGCUGCGCCGGGCAGGUGGAGGUCUAUUCCGGUGGCACGUGGAGCGCCGUCUGCCAGGAAGGCUGGGAGCUGCGGGACGCCGCCGUUGUCUGCCGGGAGCUGGGCUGUGGCACGGCGCUGGAGGCACCGAGCUCGGCGCGCUUCGGUGCCGGCCCGGGGCCUCUGUGGCCGUACAUCCCCGACUGCUCCGGGAGCGAGGAGUCUCUCUGGGAAUGCGGGCGUUCGGAAGGGCGCGAGUGCGGGCGUGGCGGCGGGGCAGGGGCCGUCUGCUCAGAGCAGCUCUCCGUGCGGCUGGCGGGCGGCCGCGGGCGCUGCCGCGGGUUCCUGGAGGUGUCCCACAACGGCACCUGGGGCCGCGUGUGCGCCAACGGCACCAGCCCCGGCACCGCCAACACCGUCUGCCAACAGCUGGGCUGUGGGCCCCGGGGCUGGCUGUCGGCCGUCCCCGCCCAGCAGCCGGCCCCCGCCUGGCUGGCCUGGGUGGGCUGUGAGGACGGGGCCCGCUCGCUCUGGGGGUGCCCCUCGGCACCCUGGAAUCUGCAGAGCUGCGGCCCAGGCGGGGACGCCCACGUGGCUUGUGAUGGGGACAGUGAUGGCAUCGCUGAGACGGACACAACCCCCCAUCCCGACGGUGCCACGAGCACAGGUGUCCGUGGCAGCACAGCCGCAGCGGUGACCGCGGGGACUGUGCCUGUGCCAACUGUCUUGUGCGUGGUGCUGGGGACGCUGCUGUGCGUGGCCCUGGGCGCCCUGGCCGUGCUGCUGUGCCGUGCCCGCGCCUGGCGCCGAGGCCCUGGCAGAGCUGCAGAUGCCGUCUCCAACGCUGUCUACGAGGAGCUGGACUACACCGCGAUGCCGGAGUACCAGGAGGUGCCCAGUCGCCCGGGUUCCCUGUCAGAGGGGUCGGUGAAGAAGCUGCCCUAUUACACCGGCGACAGCGUGGAGGGGAGUGACACCGAGGCAAGCCCAGAGCCCCCUGCCCGGCCCGAGCACGGAACCCCGGAUGGCUACGACGAUGCCCUGGGUGUGCCACAGGAGCCCCCUGCUCCCAGCACUGGGGACAUCUCCGAGGGCGUGGCACAGAGGAGGUGGAUCUGUGUCCUCCCCACAGGUGGGAUCUACUCCCCUCCGAGUGCCCCAGGAGCCACCAGGACCCCCUCGGAACAGCCGCCGGUGCACACAGACUAUGAUGAUGUCGGCAGCAGCGCCCUGGGGCCGUCGCCAUGAGGAUGCCGCAGCCCUGGGGACACGUGUGUGGCGCUGUGCUGGGGCCCUGUCCCCAGGAAGGGGUGGCCCUGCCCACAGAGGUCACGCCUCCCUGUGCAGCAGUGCAGGAAAACAGCUCCUGAUUUUCUUUGAUUUCUGUCUGAAUUUCCUUUUUUUCCUAUUAAAACACAAACUGGUCAUAGACUCAUA
Molecule: messenger RNA, 7570 nt
Organism: Corvus hawaiiensis (hawaiian crow)
Lineage: Eukaryota; Metazoa; Chordata; Aves; Passeriformes; Corvidae
Product: antigen WC1.1-like
Cellular component (GO): membrane
Source: RefSeq, a predicted model, not a curated record